Penaeus vannamei (Pacific white shrimp) is the source of this 4039-nucleotide messenger RNA. The record is from RefSeq and is a predicted model, not a curated record. Lineage: Eukaryota; Metazoa; Arthropoda; Malacostraca; Decapoda; Penaeidae.
CCCAAAGCAGUUCAGUGUAUUCAUUGGUGCCAGAUGAACAGAUCAGUGUUCAAAGUAGUGUUGGUACUGAGGGUGAGCAUGUCGAUAUAGUAGAUGGCUUUUCCUUUGUUUCUUUUAAUAGCUUGGAGGAGCUGAAUACAUAUACACAGAAACAGAGGGGAAAAUUAGAUAAGAGACACUGUCCAUGGUUGAAAAGAAAGUUGAAGAGGAGAAAGAAGCUAUUGAAGGCUAAGAAGAAAGGAACUGAAGAAGUGAAGAAUUCAAAUGAAGAAAAAGGAGACCCUUGCAUAUCUAGUGAACAUUCCCAAGAAAGUAGCAGUUUUAACAUUUCUGGAGCAUUUUCAAGCAAUGAUUUGGACACUUACCUGAACAACAAUGCACAUCUCAAUAUAAGCUAUGCCAUACCAAAAUGCAAGACAACAGAAGAGGGAGUCACAAGACUUGGGGAGGAUGAACUGCUGGAAGAUGUUAAACGAGCUGAGCCACCAGUGAGCUUUCCCAACCCAGUGCCAAGUGAGAACCAACCCAGUGAUACAGGCAGCAGUGGAGGAAGUUUACCCACAGGAGAGAUGGAACCUUUGUCACAUGAACAAAUACAUUAUGAAGAAGUUAAUGCUAUUGAUAUCUUGUAUCCAAAAGAAAAAUAUAAAUAUUAUUAUAACAAAGAGUUAUGUAAAGAAACGAAAGCAGAUGGGUCAAAUGUAUUUGUUCGGAGGGCUGGAAAGUUGGUCCCGCUCACAAGUGUUUUCAAGAGUCAGAGAACAUCUUUGUCUGAAUCCAAAAACAAGAAAACAGUAGAGCUUGUAUAUGUUUAUGAUGGAGGGAAGCUUCUCACACUUGGUGGAUCUCUUACAAAAAUUAACCCAUCAAACUCAGACUCAGUCCGUGCCAGAGUGAUAUUGCCAGUUGGUGUGCCACCCAUUGUUAAAGGAGAUGCUGGGCAAACCAAGACAAAGAAGGUACAGGCUGUGGAGAUUAAUGAGGAUCUAGCCAAAUUUGCUUUAUCAGCACUUCAGAAUCCAGAAAGCAAAGAUGUAAAGAUGCCAGAAGAAAAAAAUGAAGCAAAGCCAGAAAUUGAGGAGAAGCCAGGAUUAGUUGAGGAAAAAAUAGAUACAAAAGUUGAUGAACCAAAACAGACAGUUAAAGACAAGUUAAAGGAGCCUCCCAAAAUAACAAAAGUCAUACCGACAAAAAGAAAUAUACUAGACAUCAUUGCUGCAAAGCUUGCAAUGUCUGAUGACGAAAGUGAGGAGAAGGAAGAAGAAAAAGAGGAAAAUCAGCCACCAAGGGAUGAAAGUCUUUUAGUUGGAGGAGAUGGGAAAUUAGUUCAGGAAGAUGCAAAGGAAAGUGUAAUGCUAAAAGAGGAUGAUAAGAGCAACAAAGCAGAAAAUGUUAAGGACUCCAUGACCAAGUCAGAGGAGGAAGAUUCCGAUAUAAAGAAAAGUAAGGAAUCAGACGUUAAAAAGACAGAAAUUGAAAAUAAAGAUGAUUUGAAACCUAGAGUGACUAUGGAUUUUGAUUCCAGUAAAACAAUGGAAGCAACAAAGCAGGAAACUGAAUCAUAUGAACAUGAAAAGGGUAAUGACAAAACAACAGAGAAUAAUGAAAGUGAAAAUAAAUUAUUUGAUUUAUGUUCCACAGGUGAUUCUGAAUAUGGUGUUGAAAAUGAAGUAGCAGGAGAAAAAAAAAUAAGAACAGGUGCUCUGAAUAUACCUUAUAAAGAUGGCAAGACUGAUUCAUGUAUAAGUGAGACUAAAAAGGAUGAAAGUUAUAAACAUACGCCAGCUGCUUUCUCCAGGAAGGACUCACUCCAGGCUCCAAAUCAGAAUACAGGGUCAGCCCGAGACCCUAAAAGUGUAAGAGAGAUCCUUGAUGAUAGGCAGAAAGUUAAAAACCUCAUACCAGUACCAGAAGAAAAAACAGAGAAGAUUGAAACUAGCAAAGAUGAAUACGAAACUCAGAGUUCAAAAAUUGCAAGUGAACAAGCAAAAGCAGAACAGCCAGUAUGUGCUACUGAGGAUAAUGAUAAUAAGACUCGUACCUUCAAAAAGAAUAUGUACAGAUUCCCCUCGCUGUCAAGAGAGAUGAAGCGGCUCAAUAUGAACUUUGUGAAUUACACAAUGGAAGAAACAACCGAAGAUGAUCAUGCAGCAGAUGAGAGUAAGAUAAAAGAUGCUUGCACGCAUGAGCAUUGCUUGCUAGGCUGUAUAUGUGAUACUCUCUCCUGUAGGAGAAGAGACCCAGAGCAUUGUGGCCGUGUGGAGUGCAUGUUUGAGUGCAACUGUCGGGAUGAGAGCUGGAAGCACGCAGUCUCAGGGAUGGGCCGAACUAUGAAUGCUGUCUCCAUAUUCAACUUGGACCGGGAGCAGAAGGAAGGCCUUGCUCUCAGGGAAAAGGACUUCAAGAAAACAGUUAUUCAGACUGGAACAGAAGUGAUCUUAGUGGGAGCAGAGAGGAAAAAGAGGGAACGCAGGAUUCCAGGCCGAUACAGAGAUUCAGCGGUUUGGAUGGGAGGUGAUCUGGUGGACAUGGAUUGCACACCAGUUACUGCAGAGCCUGAGGUGCCACCAGAACCUGAUUAUCCAAGCAUACCUAUAAGUGAAGCACAUAAGUACAUUAAGAAGUUCAAGCUAACUGUUCCUUGGUACAAUGUUAAAGGCAUUAGUGUCUGGUGCAUGGAUCAUGCUUGUUAUGACUGUAAGUGUCUGACUGAGCCUAAUUUUUACACCGAGGAAGUUACAGAAAAGGUAAAUAUGGAGAGAAAAAUGUACAAGACUCCCACGGCCUUAGAUUCCAUAGAAGAGGCACUAAAACAGAAAACAAAUGCCAGCCUUGGGAUAUUGUCGCAACAUGAUUAUGACAGUAUGUUGUGGGAAGGGAGAUGUGUUGUUGUGAAUAUCAAUGUCAACAACACAGAAGCCAAACGGAAGUACAGCUGGAAGUUGAAGGAGUGGUAUCACCCAAAAGGUAUGCAUAGUGCUCGCACGUGUGGUUACUCCAAGAAAAACAUGGUGGAAGAGACAAAGCACUUAACUUUGUCUGGCCUCUCAUCCCAGGAAAGCACACCUGAGCAGGUUGUUGAGAAUGUAGUUAGAUCCUUAAAAGACCCUCGUACUAAGCUGUUUGUACCAGCUUUGGCAAACUUCUCAAGGAGUCCAGAAGGUGCUCCCAGUGGGGAGGAAAAGGAUCCAAAGCCAGGAAAUGUGUCUGUACCAUUAGUAGACCUCACUGCUUCAUGUGUUAGUAAUGAAAGAGUGGAGGGUACUGAAUUGAGCCAUGGUGAAUUGCAAGGUCCAUAUGAGACUGAGGCCUGUGUGGAAGAAAAAGCUAGAAUAGCAUUUAAGAGAAAGUUAAGUGGAUCCUUAGAUAUAUAUGAUGGUCAGGAUACUGAUGCAACUCCUACACCGCAGCCAAAGAAAAUGCAAAAGUCUGGCAUUCGAGAUGUUAAAGAAGAUAGAAAAACUGCACAGUCUAAUAAAGAUGAAACAGAACUGGAAGGAAACAAAUCGACUGCUCUCAAGCAGGUGAAACCCACUCAAAAGCAAGACAAAUUCCCCUACCGGAAACCAGUUUCACUUUUAGAGAUGAUGAUUGCAGAAGAAAAAAGGGGUGAGCUUGAGUUAGACUUAACAGACAACUUCCCAGGGAAUGCAAUGUUGGUUGCUGAGGCUCGGUUCAGAAAACUCAUCAACAUGAACAUUAUUGGGGUUAUUGGUAUAAACAAAUCAGGAAGGUGCAUAAUAGCUACUGUAGACAGUAUUGAGUCAAUGCGAGUGAUGCAGAGAAUUCACAGCAUGAUUAGCAACAAUAACCUUGAUGUGGGACCUAAUAUGCGGGAAUAUUCUUCCUCCACCACACUCUGUUUCACGCCCAAGGUUCGUAAUGAUUAGAUGCGAUGGUAAUGCAAAGUGGGAGAUUGUAGGUGUUGUACAAAAGAAAGGUCCUUACGUCACCACAAAGUCGGCUGAGCAGAAAUCCAAAGCAAAGUCUGGGGUGCCUGUGCCACAAGUUGUUGACUUGGAAGAGGAAGAGAGGCAGA